Molecule: messenger RNA, 1663 nt
Organism: Drosophila persimilis
Lineage: Eukaryota; Metazoa; Arthropoda; Insecta; Diptera; Drosophilidae
Product: ceramide synthase 6
Exons: 6
Coding region: 343-1548 (401 amino acids)
Biological process (GO): ceramide biosynthetic process
Cellular component (GO): membrane
Molecular function (GO): DNA binding; sphingosine N-acyltransferase activity
Source: RefSeq, a predicted model, not a curated record
AAAAAAAGAAAAUAACUAACUAUUCCGGCCGUUGGUUUUUUUGGCCAAAGUGAUUGAGGGAGAGUGAAUGUGUGUGUGUGUCUCGCUCUCGGGUUCGUUUCCGCGGCGUGCUGUUUGUUGUUGCACAUAAUUCCCUGCUGCUCUGCUCCAAAUUCCCAUCCAAUCCAGAGAAUAGCGUAUAUAUAUAUAUAUAUAUGUAUAUGACAACUUUCAUGACGACAAACAACAAAUUCAUCAAACGCCGAGCGAACAACAACAGAAGCAGCAGUCGAGUGAAAACGGAGAAAAGAAUUUCUCAUUGAAGCCGGAAAAAAAGAAAAGAAGUGAGAAGCGACCGGGAGCAUGGAUAUAAUCAAUAAGAUUAGCAGUGCAUUCUGGAGUACGGACAUUUGGUUGCCGCCAAAUACGACAUGGGCCGAUAUAGCGCCCGGUUCGCGGCCCGAUGUGGUGCAUGCCAAUUACAAGGAUCUUAUCUGGCCCAUUCCAUUGGCGGCUGUUGUCAUGCUGGUGCGCUAUACACUGGAACGCUUUUGGAUAUCCCCGGUUGGCAAAUCCCUGGGCAUACGUAGUUCUAGACCUAAGAAAGCAGCAAAUGUUCCUAUACUGGAGAAUGCCUAUGCGAAGUCCACACGACUGGACAACAAAUGGCUGGGUCCAUUGUCCAAGCAGACGGACAUGAGCGAGCGACAGAUCGAGCGAUGGUGGCGCCUGCGGCGGGCCCAGGACAAGCCGUCGACAUUGGUCAAGUUCUGUGAGAACACCUGGCGAUGCAUCUACUAUUUGUAUUCGUUUAUCUUUGGCGUGAUUGUGCUGUGGGACAAGCCCUGGUUCUGGGAUGUGAAGAGCUGUUGGUACGGCUAUCCCCAUCAGUCGAUUAGCAAUGACAUCUGGUGGUACUAUAUGAUAUCGAUGUCCUUCUAUUGGUCGCUCACUGGCACACAGUUCUUUGAUGUGAAGCGCAAGGACUUUUGGCAGAUGUUCAUCCAUCAUAUGGUCACGCUGCUGCUGAUGUCCCUCUCGUGGGUGUGCAAUCUGCAUCGCGUCGGUUCUCUGGUGCUGGUCGUGCACGAUUGUGCCGACAUCUUUCUGGAGGCGGCAAAACUAACAAAAUAUGCCAAUUAUCAAAAGCUUUGCGAUGCGAUCUUUGCCAUUUUUACAGUGGUAUGGAUUGUGACGCGCUUGGGCUUUUUUCCGCGUCUUAUCUACAGCUCUUCUGUGGAGGCACCACAAAUCCUGCCCAUGUUCCCAGCCUACUAUAUCUUCAAUACACUGCUAUUGAUGCUGCUGGUCCUGCACGUCAUCUGGACAUACAUGAUUCUCAAGAUUGUUGUCGACUCUCUGCAGAAGGGUUUGAUGUCCGGUGAUAUACGUUCCAGUGAUAGUGAGGAUCUCACAGAUAGUUCCGAGAAUGUGCGCAUGGCCAAUGGGGGGUCGUCGUCGUCUCGUUCCAAGAACAAGUCAUCAGCGAUCGCUGGUGGAGUCAGCCAGCGAAAGUCCCAUAAUGCCAGCAAUCACACGGCGGACACGGAAGAGAAAACGACUAAGUAAAUAACGUGAGACGCGAGAGAUCCCGAAACCCCAAGGCACCCCCAGUGAGGAAGGACGAAGGACGAAGCAGCAGCAACAAAUAAACCAGAAAAAAAUAAAAUAAAACAAAAACACC